AUGGCGAUAAACGAAGCGAACAGACCACAAAACCAAAUCUCAUACAAAGGAUUAAAAGAAAACAAAUUUGAAAUUUCAAAAAUCGAACAGCUCCGGCGGCGGAAUCGGCUCGGUCGGGAGGCAAUCGCACUCCGUCUCCGGCGGCGAGGGAGUACGGACGCGUCUCAGCGCGUGGGUGCUGGCCGCGUGUCGGAUAUCACACUCGCGUAUCGGCUUGAAGUAGUCGCUCUUAGAAGGGCAGGUGGUAAGAUAGUGGGCGAGGGUACCCGAGCUGGUGCGAAACCCCGCAUUGGCGACGAGCACCAUGUCCUCGGCGGAGAGGCGCAGGCUGUCGGCGCGGGGCGGGGGCUCCGGGGCGAAACGCCUCCGUCUCCGCCGGCCGUGACCGGGCAGUCACAGCUUGAGCUCGUUCGCGAUCUUUGA
Messenger RNA from Pieris macdunnoughi, 423 nucleotides. NCBI's taxonomy places the organism in Eukaryota, Metazoa, Arthropoda, Insecta, Lepidoptera, Pieridae. The record is from the annotation of a GenBank genome assembly.